GCGGCGGCUGGGCACCGCCAUUUUGGCCGGUGGCCGUGGGAACACGUUGUGUGGCUGAGAAGUGAAAUCAAGAACUGAUUUGGCCUCUGCGUGGGGAAUCUGUUUUUCCAGUAGAGGAACUGGAUAUUCUUACUUCCUUAGAAUUAUGGCGGAUAAAUUAACAAGAAUUGCUAUUGUCAACCAUGACAAGUGUAAACCUAAGAAGUGUCGGCAGGAGUGCAAAAAGAGUUGCCCUGUGGUUCGAAUGGGAAAAUUAUGCAUAGAGGUUGUCUCCCAGAGCAAAAUAGCAUGGAUUUCUGAAACUCUUUGUAUUGGUUGUGGUAUUUGUAUUAAAAAGUGCCCCUUUGGCGCCUUAUCAAUUGUCAAUUUACCAAGCAACUUGGAAAAAGAAACAACACAUCGAUACUGUGCCAACGCCUUCAAGCUUCACAGGUUGCCUAUUCCUCGUCCAGGUGAAGUUUUGGGAUUAGUUGGAACUAAUGGUAUUGGAAAGUCAACUGCUUUAAAAAUUUUAGCAGGAAAGCAAAAGCCAAACCUUGGAAAAUAUGAUGACCCACCUGAUUGGCAAGAAAUUUUGACUUACUUCCGUGGAUCUGAAUUGCAAAAUUACUUUACCAAGAUUCUUGAAGAUGACCUAAAAGCCAUUAUCAAACCUCAGUAUGUAGACCAGAUUCCCAAGGCUGCAAAGGGGACCGUGGGGUCUAUUUUGGACCGAAAAGAUGAAACAAAGACACAAGCAGUUGUAUGUCAGCAGCUCGAUUUAACCCAUCUAAAAGAACGCAACGUUGAAGAUCUUUCAGGAGGAGAAGGAGAGUUGCAGAGAUUUGCCUGUGCUGUCGUUUGUAUACAGAAAGCUGAUAUUUUCAUGUUUGAUGAACCUUCUAGUUACCUAGAUGUCAAGCAGCGUUUAAAGGCUGCUAUUACUAUACGAUCUCUAAUAAAUCCAGAUAGAUAUAUCAUUGUGGUGGAGCAUGAUCUAAGUGUAUUAGACUAUCUCUCUGACUUCAUCUGCUGUUUAUAUGGCGUACCAAGUGCUUAUGGUGUUGUCACUAUGCCUUUUAGCGUAAGAGAAGGCAUAAACAUUUUUUUGGAUGGCUACGUUCCAACAGAAAACUUAAGAUUCAGAGAUUCAUCACUUGUUUUUAAAGUAGCUGAGACAGCAAAUGAAGAAGAAGUUAAAAAGAUGUGUAUGUAUAAAUAUUGUGGAAUGAAGAAAAAGAUGGGAGAGUUUGAGCUAGCAAUUGUAUCUGGAGAGUUUACAGAUUCUGAAAUCAUGGUGAUGUUGGGGGAAAAUGGUACUGGUAAAACAACAUUUAUCAGAAUGCUUGCUGGGAGACUUAAACCUGAUGAAGGAGGGGAAGUACCAGUUUUAAAUGUCAGUUAUAAGCCACAGAAAAUCAGUCCCAAAUCAACCGGAAGUGUUCGCCAACUACUACAUGAAAAGAUCAGAGAUGCUUACACUCAUCCACAAUUUGUGACUGACGUAAUGAAGCCUCUGCAAAUUGAAAACAUCAUCGAUCAAGAGGUGCAGACAUUAUCUGGUGGUGAACUGCAGCGAGUAGCUUUAGCUCUUUGUUUGGGCAAACCUGCUGAUGUCUAUUUAAUUGAUGAACCAUCUGCAUAUUUGGAUUCUGAGCAAAGAUUGAUGGCUGCUCGAGUUGUCAAACGUUUCAUACUCCAUGCUAAGAAGACAGCCUUUGUUGUGGAACAUGACUUCAUCAUGGCCACCUAUCUAGCAGAUCGAGUCAUUGUUUUUGAUGGUGUUCCAUCUAAGAACACAGUUGCAAACAGUCCUCAAACCCUUUUGGCUGGCAUGAAUAAAUUUUUGUCUCAGCUUGAAAUUACAUUCAGAAGAGAUCCAAACAACUAUAGGCCAAGAAUAAACAAACUCAAUUCAAUUAAGGAUGUAGAACAAAAGAAGAGUGGAAACUACUUUUUCUUGGAUGAUUAGAGUGAAUCUGAGAAUAUCGAUAAGCCAUUUAUUAAAAGAAACAUUUAUUGGGAUUUUUGUCCUAUAAAACUUAGAUCAGGUUUUAUGCCCCACAUGCUCUGGAGAUAGAAGUAUAGUUUACUUACUGUAACAUAAAGCCAGUUGUGUUUUAAAUUGUCUGAAUACAGCAAAUGCCACUUUUCUGUUCUUGAUGAUAAGGCCCUUUUUGUGCAUAACAUUCUAAAAUGAAGACAUUUCAGGCUAUACAAAUUACCUCUAAGUUUUCAUGAUGUAUGGGAAGAUAUUCAGUACGUGUAUUAUAUAUUCAGGUACCAAAUGCUGAGCAGUGUUGUCCCCUUUUAAUAAUCUUGAAAAAGGUUUCUGUACUUAUAUGGUUUGCCAAGUAUGCCACUAUAAUGAAACUGCCCUUAUUUUAAAAGCCGGUCGAUGAUGCCACUGAUGAAAUUUGAUAAAUAAACAUCAGGAUUAUAUAUAUUUGUUUUCAGUCUUUGCAUUAAAUUGUCAAUGUGUUUAGACUUUCAAAGGAAGAUUAUCUACUACAGAACACCACUGCGGGGAAAAGACUAUUACCAGCUUAAGCAUUGUUGACAGUGUUUUUGGUGCUUUUGAAUAUCUUUAGCAAGAAAAUCAUUUCAACACUGCCCCCCCAAAAAAACAUCCUAACUUUACUCUGAAUUAGAUGUAGCAUUUUAUAAGAUUCUAUAUUCUGUAAUUAUUCUCAAGGUGAUGUCAUUCUAUAAACAUACCUUU
Molecule: messenger RNA, 2701 nt
Organism: Physeter macrocephalus (sperm whale)
Lineage: Eukaryota; Metazoa; Chordata; Mammalia; Artiodactyla; Physeteridae
Gene: ABCE1
Product: ATP binding cassette subfamily E member 1
Exons: 19
Coding region: 146-1951 (601 amino acids)
Biological process (GO): ribosomal subunit export from nucleus; translational termination; translational initiation
Molecular function (GO): iron ion binding; ATP hydrolysis activity; ATP binding
Source: RefSeq, a predicted model, not a curated record